Molecule: messenger RNA, 1134 nt
Organism: Parastagonospora nodorum SN15
Lineage: Eukaryota; Fungi; Ascomycota; Dothideomycetes; Pleosporales; Phaeosphaeriaceae
Exons: 2
Coding region: 318-611 (97 amino acids)
Source: RefSeq, a predicted model, not a curated record
AUGGCUUCCAAACGACCGCAUGAAGAUGAUUCAACCAAGGCGGUUAAGAAGCAAAAGAAAGGCUUCUCCGUAGGGCCGGCAAACUUGCCUGAUGGCACGCACCGUCGUAAAGGCAUAAAAUCAAGGAGAAGCUUAUACACAAGGCAAAGCUCAAGCAGCAGUACGCGAAGCUAAAGGCGCGACAAGAGGAUGAACCUCGCAAGUCUGUCUAUGACCGCGCUGCCGAAGCUAGUGAUGCUGCCGACGACGAUGACGACGAUGAGCCUGCUGAGCCGGUACCGGUGCCCAGUCUUGAGCCGCAUCCUGAUCGGUUGAAGAUGCUUGAGGAAAAGUCGCCAGAGCCUACGCCAGCAGAGCGAAGGCAACGACGGCCUCAGGCCCAACCCUUUAGGAAGGAGGAAGAGGUCGCGAAGAAGAAGAGAGAAGAGGCAGAGGCGCGGCAGAGGGCGAGGGAACAGGCUGAAAAGGAGCGCGCAUCGAAACUCGCUGAGCGAGAACGCUUCCGCAAAACCAUGGCGAAGGCGAGGGGAGGACCGAAUGGCAAGAGGAAGCUGGGCCGGGAAAGCACAGUGCUACUUGCAAAAGCGCAGAGAAUCAUGGGCAAGACUUGAAGGCUGGCCACUUCGAACAUGCUCGAGAUGCCGUAAGAUGCCGAUCACGCGGCAUCGCCCCAACGCCUCCUUUCCCAUGCGACCGUCCUAUCAGCCCUAUGAGCCAAACUACACUAUAAAGGGAUGCGUGAGAUGCACCUCUGGUGCGCAAGUCAGCGUGGCACAAUAGCUUGGAGACCUCGCCCGCCUUGCUCGGCAGCGGUUACCGGUGAGCGGGUGGCUGAGAUCAUGCAAUAUCCUACCCUGAUACUAUGGAGGCUGGGACCGUGCUAUAUAUGGUAUCCCAUCAAACGGAGGAUUUGAUCUGCUUUUCGGAACUUGGUACGCUUACACGUGAGUUGUGGCUUCCCACCGUUCAACGUUGCACCUGCAGCUUUACCAUCAGCCCUAGCGUAAAUAGCGGUAAAGAACAGCGUGCCUUUCUCCACAUUGGGACGCUCACAGCCGAGCGUGGGUUUUUACAAGAUACCGGUCCGGCAAAGCCAAUCAAUUACACCUGAUGUUCCGAACAUGCAGGUUUUAG